AUGCAUUUACUACAUAUGAGUGUUGAUAAUAAUAUAUCAAAUGAUGAAUUUAACAAGCUGAUAGGAGGUUUUGUGGAAAACUUUAAAGGUAUUUUAAUGUUAAGUGAGCUGUUUGGUCAAGUGAUAUCCAAAUGUGAUGAGGCUGGUGUUAUUAAUUUGUACAACAACGAAGACCUGCAAAACACCAAAACAUACUGGGUUGCAUACAAAAAAUCUGGAACUAGGAUUGUUUAUUACGACAGAUAUGGGCAUCGACCACCACAAGAAUUAUUGAUAUAUUUCAACUUCAAUGGAUCCGUUUAUUUUGCUUAUGCAGGUGUUCCAUAUCAAGAGGAAGUUGAUUCAUCUGGUACAGAGUUAUGUAUACAUUUUUUUGCGUUUGUUGACGAUAUGGGUGAUGAUGAUAUUUAUUAUUCCGAUGAUAAUGAUGAUGAUUGUAAUAAUGUUAUUGAUCAAUAA
Acanthoscelides obtectus is the source of this 459-nucleotide messenger RNA. The record is from the annotation of a GenBank genome assembly. Lineage: Eukaryota; Metazoa; Arthropoda; Insecta; Coleoptera; Chrysomelidae.